Molecule: messenger RNA, 529 nt
Organism: Owenia fusiformis
Lineage: Eukaryota; Metazoa; Annelida; Polychaeta; Sabellida; Oweniidae
Source: the annotation of a GenBank genome assembly
CGAACGUGUGUAGCUGCGAGGAAAAUGAAUCUAAAGAAUGCGACAUUGGAUUUGGAUGUACGAGUUUUAGAGUAUGCGAGUCGGGACGAGUCAUUACAGUCGAGUGUCCAGAGGGACAAAUUGUCCACCCAGAUACUUUGGAAUGUCAGUCACCACUUCAAGUGCCGCCACCUUGCGGUGACUAUAGAAACUGUACUGGUAUGGCAGACGGCAGUUAUCCAAUAGCAGACGACUUUUGCCGCUCUUAUUACCGAUGUGAGGGAGGGAACAUCCAACUUACCGGAUUAUGCCCCGCUGGCACCGUGUUUGAUCAACCAAGGCAAGUGUGUCUAGAUAGAGAUCAAGUGUGUCCACCUUGCGGUACAGCCACCGAAACACCCGUUGGUCCCUGUCCUACAACACCAUGAUUCAAAUAAAUGCAUGGAUAUGACGAAUAAAAGCAUUGGUUUUAUUAUCCAGGGAUUAAUUCAAUUAUUAGUUUAACGAAUGAUAAGUGGAAAAAAAUAAACAAAUAAAUCACAAGUUUCAA